AUGGCUUCUUAUUCUACUCCCCCGAACGAGAAGGCUGAGGUCUUUGAGGCCGAAGCUGCUGGUAGACGACAGGUCGGUCGUAUCGAUGCCAUGGCUACGGCACCUGGUACUACCCUCGAGUCGUUUUCUCAUCUUGAUGAGAAGAAGAUUCUUCGCAAGAUGGACAUGCGAUUGAUCCCUAUGCUCGCACUUCUUUACCUUCUCUCCUUUCUCGACCGAGGAAAUAUCGGAAACGCAAAGAUCGAGGGUCUUCAGGAAGAUCUCAAAAUGAGCCCAGACCAAUACAACUGGUGUCUCACCGUCUUCUUCUUCACAUACGCCGCCUUCGAAGUCCCGUCGAAUCUCCUCCUCAAGAAACUCCGCCCAAGCGUUUGGCUCCCUACAAUCAUGAUUGCUUGGGGUAUUGUGAUGACACUCAUGGGAAUUGUUCAGAACUACCAUGGUCUUCUUAUCGCGCGCAUCUUUCUUGGUGUCACUGAGGCCGGCCUCUUCCCUGGUGUCGCUGCCCUCUUCUUCUCUGCCGCUUCCAUCGCCGGUGCAUUCAGCGGUCUUUUGGCCUUUGGCAUCGCAAAGAUGGACGGUGUUGGUGGCCUUGAAGGAUGGCGAUGGAUCUUCAUUCUCGAGGGAAUAGUUACCGUUCUUGUUGCCAUCUUUGCCUUCUGGGCACUUUACGACUUCCCCGAAACUGCAAGCUUCUUAACCGAAGAAGAGCGCGCUUUCGUCGUGUUCAGACUCAAGUAUCAAGGCCAGCAAAAAGCUGCGGGACAGAGUCAGUCUCGGGUUGCGCAGGCUGAUGAGUUCAAGUGGGAGUAUGUCUGGGCAGCGUUUAAGGACUGGCAGAUUUGGGUCAACAUCUUUGUUUACUGGGGUAUUGUCUGCCCACUCUACGGCAUCAGCCUUUUCUUGCCUACCAUCAUUCGAAACCUUGGCUACAGCUCUAGCAAGGCCCAGCUUAUGACUGUUCCUAUUUACAUCACUGCAGCUAUCCUAGCUGUGAUUGUCGCUUGGACAUCAGACCGAGUUGGCAAAAGAAGUCCAUUCAUCGUGUGUAUUUCUACCCACAACCCCAAGGUCGUGUACGCUGGUGUCUUCAUCGCAGCCUGCGCCAUCUAUCCAGCGUUCCCAGGAGUUAUCACUUGGUUGGCCAACAAUCUGUCAGGAAGUUACAAACGCAGCGUUGGAAUGGCCAUUCAGAUUGGAGUUGGAAAUCUCGGCGGUGCCAUGGCGUCAAACUUUUACCGACAAAAGGAUGGGCCUCGUUACAUUUUAGGUCACGCCCUGGAACUGGGUUUCAUUGGCGGGGGGAUAAUUGCGGCUCUUAUCUUGAUCUUCAGUUACAACCGCAUCAACAAGAGCCGCGACAGGAGAAUGGCAGCUGGUGAACACGAGACGAUCUCUGAGGAGGAACUCUCCGCCAAGGGAGAUAAGGCUGUAACCUGGCGAUAUAUGCACUGA
Messenger RNA from Fusarium tjaetaba, 1455 nucleotides. RefSeq lists its product as uncharacterized. Gene Ontology annotation, biological process: transmembrane transport. The transcript is spliced from 7 exons. The record is from RefSeq and is a predicted model, not a curated record. Bases 1 to 1455 code for a protein of 484 amino acids. Lineage: Eukaryota; Fungi; Ascomycota; Sordariomycetes; Hypocreales; Nectriaceae. Gene Ontology annotation, cellular component: membrane. Gene Ontology annotation, molecular function: transmembrane transporter activity.